Messenger RNA from Chaetura pelagica (chimney swift), 660 nucleotides. It is a transcript of the gene CALN1, whose product is annotated as calneuron 1. The record is from RefSeq and is a predicted model, not a curated record. The coding region runs from base 1 to 660 and encodes 219 amino acids. The transcript is spliced from 6 exons. NCBI's taxonomy places the organism in Eukaryota, Metazoa, Chordata, Aves, Apodiformes, Apodidae. Gene Ontology annotation, molecular function: calcium ion binding.
AUGCCAUUCCACCAUGUGACAGCUGGCUUGUUGUACAAGGGCAACUACCUGACCCGCUCCCUCUCCGCCGGCAGCGACAGCGAGCAGCUCGCCAACAUCUCCGUGGAGGAGCUGGAUGAGAUCCGUGAAGCUUUCCGAGUGCUGGACAGGGAUGGGAAUGGCUUUAUAUCCAAGCAGGAGCUGGGCAUGGCCAUGCGUUCCCUGGGGUACAUGCCCAGUGAGGUGGAACUGGCCAUUAUCAUGCAGCGCCUUGACAUGGAUGGGGAUGGCCAGGUGGAUUUUGAUGAAUUCAUGACAAUUCUGGGACCUAAGCUGGUGUCAUCGGAAGGCAGAGAUGGCUUCCUGGGAAACACAAUAGACAGCAUCUUCUGGCAGUUUGACAUGCAGAGGAUAACACUGGAGGAGCUGAAGCACAUCCUGUACCACGCCUUCCGGGACCACCUCACCAUGAAGGACAUUGAGAACAUCAUCAUCAACGAAGAGGAGAGUUUAAAUGAAAACUCUGGCAACUGCCAAACGGAGUUUGAAGGGGUGCACGCCCAGAAGCAGAACAGACAGACCUGCGUCCGGAAGAGCCUUAUCUGCGCCUUCGCCAUGGCCUUCAUCAUCAGCGUGAUGCUGAUCGCCGCCAACCAGAUCCUGCGCAGCGGGAUGGAGUAG